CCGAACGCCACAACGCAACGCAUCACAAAUCAUCCACAAUGGCUCCCAACCAAGAACAACCCGUUUUCGACCACUCCAAGGUCGACUUCACCAAAGUCGGCCCUCGCCGUGUCCAUAUGGAGAAGGUUUUCCGACAUCUCGGUUUGUGGAAUCCAGACCAGGUGAAGGCGAUUCGCGAGAAUUGUGAGGAGGAUGUUUGUGCCAAGCUUCCAAGCAAAGGCUUUCUCCAAGUUGGCCAGGCCUACUUCGAGUACUUUGUCGACAAGAAAGUCUGGUACAGCAUUCUUGGCAAUGGCAACGUAUCACGCGACGACCAUCCUUGGCCUGUUCCCGUGAGCGACAUGCCUCCCAGAAAGGACUUUUCCGAAGGUGUCUCUCGAUUUUAUCAAGGCUGGCUACUUCGAGACGCAUCUAUUCAAGAGUCACAGGGACAUUCCGCAAAGUCGCCUAAGUCCGAGGAUUCCAGCAAAGAUACAGCCACGCCAGGACUUGCCCCCACUCAACCUGCUUCAAUCGCAGAGACUUCUCAGAAGUCUCCCGCAGUGGCUACAGAGACAGUGGCCGUCAAAUACGAUCCCUCGCUCCCCUUCGCCUUACAGGCCAAGCCUACCGUGGCCACAAAGGCUACUCGCAAGUCUUCAGUGGCUUUCAAGACUGUCUCGGAGAAGCCCCCCUCCCCUCCAAACUCUCAACUCAUGUCUACACAACUCACUCGAUCGGUCGGUGAGGUUGAGGCGCUCAGAGAAGAGUUGGCGGGCCUCAAGGAACAGUUCAGAAAGCAGCAACGUGACAUAGAGCGUCUGAAACGCACUCGAUAGGGGAUUUGGAGGUAGUUGAGAGAGAAAUUUGAAAGACGUAAUGGUUAUCGAAUGGGAUAAGAUAAUGGAACAUACGUGGAUGAUUAAGACUG
Molecule: messenger RNA, 910 nt
Organism: Fusarium redolens
Lineage: Eukaryota; Fungi; Ascomycota; Sordariomycetes; Hypocreales; Nectriaceae
Exons: 3
Coding region: 39-818 (259 amino acids)
Source: RefSeq, a predicted model, not a curated record